Molecule: messenger RNA, 487 nt
Organism: Pseudonaja textilis
Lineage: Eukaryota; Metazoa; Chordata; Lepidosauria; Squamata; Elapidae
Source: RefSeq, a predicted model, not a curated record
AUAAGCAGCAAACGUUCCAGCAGCUUCAAGAAGGCCAUCGCCAACGGACAACGGGCCCUGCCUCAGGAUGGCCUCCUGGACGAGACCGGGCUGGGCUUCUACAAACGCUUUGUGCGCUACGUGGCGUACGAGAUCCUCCCGUGUGAGAUGCACCGACGGUGGUACUUCUACCAGCAUCGUGCCUGUCCUCCGCCGGUCUUCAUGGCUGUGGUCACACUCACCCAGAUCAUAGUUUUCCUUUGCUAUGGAGCACGGCUGAACAAGUGGGUGUUACAGACCUACCAUCCUGAGUACAUGAAAAGCCCUUUGGUCUAUCAUCCUGGACAUCGCGCCCGGGCCUGGAGGUUUCUCACGUACAUGUUCAUGCAUGUUGGGUUAGAACAGCUGGGGUUCAACGCACUCCUGCAGCUGAUGAUCGGGGUGCCCCUGGAAAUGGUCCAUGGUGUUCUUCGCAUCAGCUUUCUCUACCUCGCAGGAGUCCUGGCAG